Phragmites australis (common reed) is the source of this 2039-nucleotide messenger RNA. Its product is annotated as protein MALE DISCOVERER 2-like. NCBI's taxonomy places the organism in Eukaryota, Viridiplantae, Streptophyta, Magnoliopsida, Poales, Poaceae. The transcript has 9 exons. Gene Ontology annotation, biological process: protein phosphorylation. Gene Ontology annotation, molecular function: protein kinase activity; ATP binding. The coding region runs from base 466 to 1938 and encodes 490 amino acids. The record is from RefSeq and is a predicted model, not a curated record.
UUUUCUUUUUUUCUUCUGAAAGUUGGAAGCUUUUCGAAGAUCCUAGCUUUUCGCAUUCGUUAGCUUUUCGAAUUUGUUUGGUUCCCAAGAAGACAAGACUUGUGUCCCAGUUCUGCUUGCUCUCUCUGUCCUCUUUUCCUAACGGUAACAGUAACAGCACAGGGAAAAAGGCAGGGUGGAGGCUCUAGAUCAGGUGAUCCUAGCUUUUCUUCGCAGCCGGUUUGAUUUUUUUGUUUGACAUUCUGAAAACAUUUUGGCUUGCAGUGGAGGGGAGAAACAAAUGGAGGUAUUAUUAUACUCGAUCGAUUCGUUUCUUGAGGUGGUAUGCAAUGCAAUGGUGUGUGCUCCCCUUUCACCGCGCAAAAGAUGUGAGCUUUCCGACAUCUAGCUAGCUAGUACCAUCAGUCACCACGGGUCGCAGAAGAAACAAGAGGUUUGAGCUGUUUCUUUGGACCUGCGACAGAAAUGGAGAUAUUGAGAGUUAGAGCGGCCUACUUCUUAUUCUUCUCCUUGCUUGUGUCUGAGGUACUUGGGUCUUGUGCUUCCAUCAGUGAAGAAGGGAGAGCUCUUUUGAGAUUUAGAGAUAGCAUAGCAGAUGAUGGCAAGACCUUCUUACUCAAGGAUAACAAGCUGUCUGGGGAGAUGUCACCUGACUUGCAAAAACUUACAGCGAUCUCAGAUGCUCUUUCAGAUGGAGGGCUACAACCAUGCAGAAAAUGCUUAACAAAAACGAUUCAGGGUGUUAUACAAAGGCGACUCCUAAGGGAACAGCAAGGCCCGGCAUCUUCGACCCAAACAUCAGGAGAAAAACCACAUGUUGAUCCUCCGUUCAAUUCUACUGUUCAUGAGCUUGAAACUAGGAAGUUUGCGAUGUUACCUCACUGGGCAAUCUACACAUUGGCCAUCAGUGGAGCAGUUCUCCUUGUGGUUGUAGCUACUAUCAUAUAUCUACUCUUCUGUCGUCGAAAGAAGGAUACUACUGUCAUGCCAUGGUCUACUGGACUGAGUGGACCACUCACGAAAGCCUUUGUGGCAGGUGUGCCUUCUCUAGGAAGGGCAGAGCUUCAGGCAGCAUGCGAGGACUUUAUCAACGUGAUUGGCACUACAUCCGACUGCACAUUGUAUAAGGGAACUCUGUCAAGUGGAGUUGAAAUAGCUGUUGUCUCCUCUUCAGUCAACUCUGCCGAAGAUUGGUCAGAUCGGUCGGAGGAGCAAUUUAGGAACAAGAUCUCUGUGUUGUCCGGAGUGAACCAUAAGAACUUCAUGAACCUACUCGGUUACUGCGCGUGCGACGAGCCAUUCACCAGGAUGAUGGUGUUCGAAUAUGCGCCGUGUGGUUCCCUCUUUGAGCAUUUGCAUAUUAGAGAAGCAGAAGAUUUGGACUGGCCUACACGGUUGCGCAUCAUCAUGGGAGUAGCAUAUUGCUUGGAGCACAUGAGCCAGCUAGACCCUCCUGUCAUGCCAACAACCCUGAGCUCCUCAUCCAUCUACCUCACUGAGGACUACGCAGCCAAGAUCUCCGACAUCGAGUUCUGCAAGGACAACAAAGACGCAGCACAGCGAAACAAUAGUACUGAUCAACAGAACAUCGUGUACAAGUUCGGCAUCCUGUUGCUUGAGGUGAUCUCCGGUCGGCUGCCGUUCUCUGAAGACCAUAGCCUGCUCGUCCUGUGGGCUUCGAGCUACCUCGACGGCAAGAGGCCGCUCGGUGGCAUGGCUGACCCGACGCUGCGGUCGUCCGCGCCUAACAAGGAUGUAGCUGCGUUGUGCGAUGUCGUGAGAGUGUGCAUAAGCCCGGAGAGGGAGAAGAGACCGGCAAUGGCCGAGGUCGCGAGGCUGAUGAGAGGUGUCACCGCGAUGUCGCCGGAGCAGGCGACCCCGCGGGACAACCCCCUCUGGUGGGCCGAGCUUGAGAUUGCCUCGUCGGAGGCCGGGUGAAAUUCAGGACCAAAGGAGCAAGGAUAACUAUACUGAAUUUUCCUUUAUUCCGUUUUCAGUUGUUUUGAUGUAUAUUAUACUAUUCUCUCCUUUUCUUUUUC